Molecule: messenger RNA, 264 nt
Organism: Fusarium sp. VM40
Lineage: Eukaryota; Fungi; Ascomycota; Sordariomycetes; Hypocreales; Nectriaceae
Source: the annotation of a GenBank genome assembly
AUGGCAUCCACGGAUCCCAAGACCACAGACGACAAGCCUGUCGAGCAGAAGCCAGAGCAGAAGCCCGCCGCUCUUGGCGAGGACGACGAGUUCGAGGACUUCCCCGUUGACGACUGGCCAGAGGACCAAACCGAAGCUGCCAAGGGCAGCGGUGAGACAAAGCACCUUUGGGAGGAGAGCUGGGAUGAUGAUGAUACAAGCGACGACUUCUCGCAACAGCUGAGAGAAGAACUCAAGAAAGUCGACGCGGCGAAGCGCCGAUAG